UGUGGCCCCAUCACACUUGCUAUCUACCCCGACCUCUCUCUUUCUAUCGGCUUAUCCGACUCGGGCCUCCAAUCCGGUUCUCUUUAUCGUCUCGUGAAUCUGUACCUUAUCUUUCUGGUUGAUCGAUUUCACUCGGUGCCAGUUCCUCUGUGCAGUUCACUCCAGGCACUAUUUCUCAACACCCUAGAAGCACGUACACCGCCGCUUCACUGA
Molecule: messenger RNA, 213 nt
Organism: Protopolystoma xenopodis
Lineage: Eukaryota; Metazoa; Platyhelminthes; Monogenea; Polystomatidea; Polystomatidae
Source: the annotation of a GenBank genome assembly